AGCGGCAGUGGCGAGUGGAACGGAAUUUUGGAGAAGGAGCAGGCGGUCCUGGGUUGUGGGUGCUGCCCGCUGGGUUGGAGCCAGGCCGCCUCUUCCCCCGGGGUAUGCGGGACUGGCCAGGGCCCGGCGGCGCUGCUGGGGCUGCGGGGAUGCCUCUGCUGCCGGGGGUGGUGGCCCAGGGACACACCCGUGACCGUCUGUCUGUCCGUCUGUGUCUCACCAGGUGGUGGGACAGGCUUCGUGGGCAGAGCCCUGACCCAGCUGCUGCGGAGCCGAGGGCACCAAGUGACCCAUGUGUCGCGCCGAGGUGGCAAGGAUCGGAUCAGCUGGAGCUGUCCCGCUCUGGGCUGCCCCUGUGUGAUGCUGUGGUCAACUUGGCUGGUGAAAAUGUCCUCAACCCUCUCCGCAGAUGGAGUGAUGCCUUCUGCAGGGAGGUCAUCAGCAGCCGGGUGGAGACCACGAAGACCUUGGCCAAAGCCAUUGCUGCUGCUGAGCAGCCACCCCGUGCCUGGGUCCUCGUCACUGGCGUAGGUUAUUACCGCCCCAGCCCCACAGCUGAGUACACUGAGGACAGUCCAGGAGGGGAUUUUGAUUUCUUCUCACGCCUGGUGAGCUCGUGGGAGGCUGCAGCUCUCAUCCCUGGGAGCCCAACUCGUGGUGUUGUGGUGAGGUCAGGUGUAGUGCUGGGUCGAGAUGGUGGUGCAAUCGCUCAGAUGCUCUUGCCUUUCCGGCUGGGACUUGGAGGCCCCAUGGGCUCUGGACUCCAGCCCUUCCCCUGGAUCCACAUUCAGGACCUGUCUGGGAUUGUGUGUCAUGCCCUGGAGAAAGAGUCUGUGCAAGGCAUCCUCAACGGUGUUGCCCCCUCCUCCCCUGGCACCUCCAAUGGCAGCUUUGCCCGGGAGCUGGCGGCUGCCCUGGGCCGCCCGGCGCUGGUGCCGGUGCCCGGCUGGGCGGUGCGCGCUGUUUUUGGGGCAGAGCGGGCAGUCAUGCUGCUGGAGGGACAGAGGGUGCUGCCAAAACGCACCCUGGAGACUGGCUACCACUUCAUCUUCCCUGAGCUGCCUGCAGCUCUGAGGGACAUUGUGGCUUAAGGCCUGCCCAGUUGGGCUGGGCUGGGCCCUGUUUGUGUGAGCGCACAUGCCUUCCCAUCAAAGAGGGGAGCCCUGCCCCUUGGCACUUCCCUGUCCCCAAACAGAAAGGGGGAGCAAUCCUUUCCUCCUGUAUGUCCCUGUGUGCAUCCCCAGUUUAGGAAUCAUCCUUCUUAUUGCCAUCUGAAUCUCAACAUUACCUGCACUGGGGAAGGGCACAAGCCCCUCAAAGGACCAUGUCUGUGGAAUUGCCCAUCUUCCCUUUUGCAUGGUGUGUGUAUGAGCUGCUGGCAAAGCAGCUGGGGGUGUAAUGUCUUCUCUGAGAGAUGUGGCAGCAGGAACAAGUCCUAAUGCUGUUGUCAUUCUUCCAUGGUACUGGAAGUUGCCCUUCCUGUUUUUCCCCAUGAUGACACAGGCAAAGCAGACGAGCAUAAGUCUCUUGGUCUUGGUGGUUGUGGGAGAAGAUCCACCUUAGGGUGCUGAGAUUGCUUGGAGACUCUGCCCUCUCUUUUCUUGUGUCUGGUACCAAGCUGAUGUGUCAGUACCUUCAGCUGAGUCUAGUCCAAAGAGUUACACCUUCCAGGGUUCCAUACCCCUCGUGCUGUGGCAGGGAUGAAGGAGAACUCUGCUUUGCCAGCCUGUAGGGCAAAGGGUGACAAUCAGAGUGUGGCCCCUGGACUGCUUUGCCUUAGCUAAGUGCCCAUUACAUCUACACUUGAGCUCAGGAAAGCUGGGUGCUGCAUCAUUGUGUGAGGCACUGCAAGUCAGAGCUUCAGUCUCAAGGAGCAUUUCAGCUAUUGCCUUCAUUGUACUACUUGAGACCAGGGUGGUUUUCUUUUCCUGAUCCCAUGGGGUGGUGCUUGUUCAGGGUGCUCCCCCUGACUGGGCACUGAGAAUAUCCAAACUGCCUGGUCUGUCUUGGGAAGCAGUGCCUCUUCCUUUGUAAAGCAGAUGGCAAUUUCAUCAUCUCACAAGUGGCAGGAAAUGUAUCCACGUGCUUCCUUUGACCCACUUCCAUAUCCUAAAAUGGAUUGCAGGGUGUGAAUUCCACAGAGCAGUGACGUUUAUUAUAGCAGUACUUACGGAGAAAUAUUCCUAGUGUGAUUUAAGUUGGGACUGGAAAUUUCUAUUAAAAGGCACUUCAGGCAGAUAAAGACCUACUCUUUACCAUCCAGGACAGCAGCAGUCCAUGUAUUUCUGGUUUGUGCCAUGCUGUAGUCAGAGUAGCUGAAGGAUCAGUCUUGGUGAAAUCUGGAUGCCCCACUCCUGACUCUUUGCCCGGUAUGUACUGGAGACAGAAUGGCAAUCUGCUGGCUUUCCAGGCAGGAAAAUUGGAGUGGCACCGCAGAUGGAACUGGAGGAUAGUUCUUACAGUUAGUGUAAGCACAGCCUGGUGAAAUGGGACUUUGGCAAUAGUCAUGAAAGCAGCAUGGUUUGAGAUACAUGUGGGUGGCUUGGACUGUGUCUUUGCUGCUCUAAGUUAGGUGCAGCUUCAUUCCUCUUCCCCAGAGCUUCAGUUUCCUGGCUGUGAGAGUAGGUUGACCUGCUCUGAGAUGCAGACCCAGUUCUUUGUGGGCCAGUACUGUUGUUACAAUCAGCAGUACUGCUUUAGUUAUUUCAGCUGAGUUUUUAGAGCCUCAGGCUUCAGAGCUUCCCCAGAAGUUGUGGUCUGCAGCAUCCUUGUGUCAUCCAGGCUGGUUAGCCAGCCCAGUUAGGUUGUUGCUGUACCUGUAUAAACCUUGAUGAUUGCAAUGGCUUUGGGUUGUGAUUGGAAAUGAGAACAAGUCUGGCUGGAGAACUGCCACUUCAGCUCUGAAAGAGCUGUUUGUGUCCCACAGAGGACUGCCACUAAGCUGAGUUCCCAGGCCUUGGAUGUGUAACUCACUCAGGAUGUUUGAAAAGUUGCCUCUGCAUGGUGUUUGGCUUCAAUACGUCACAGGUUUAAAUGAGCUUCUGUCAUCUGAAUCUCUGUUUGGAAUCUGGAAGCACUGUCUUCUGAGUGCAGUUAAGACUUCCCAUCAUGAUAAAUUCACACAUGCCCCAUGCCCUUUUCUCUGCAGUAGAGCCAAGGUGCAUGUUUGGGUGACAGCAGGCUGAAAUCCCCAUUGGAUGUGUCUGGUUUUGGUGACCUUAAGGAAGCCCUGGUCCCCAGGCUGUAGGGCUUUGUGAUGCUGAGUACAGGCCUUGUGUUAGCCCAGUGCUGGCAUUGCAGUGCUCAGGGCUAGCAGAGUGUUCCUGCAGCCAUAUCUGAGCCUGUGCUGUGCCCCUCUGCCUCGGGCAGGUGGCUCUAUUCCUUUAGAGCUGAAUGCUUCUGAUCAGCCAUGUGAAAAGCAGCUGCUGCCUUCGGCUGCUGUGGCCCAGGACCCUCCUGUGUGGCUACUGACACCCCAGCCUGGGGGCCCAGUACCCAGGGUUUCUGUCCAAGCUGAGGACACAGCUGUUCCUUUCCUGUUUGCAGGGUGAGCCAGCCCUGGUGCUGAGCUGGUGUCCCGCACAGACACGUGGACAGUGACACACGGGUGACACUGACAUGGCUGUCAGCCCCAGGCAAGCUGCUGCUGUUAGCAUGCCCACACAGGUGCUGUGCAUGAUGGGGCUGGCAGCCUCACAGGACACCCUCAGGGUUCACAAGGAUGCACACUCAGUCCUUUGAGCACUGGUAUGAUCUCUCUGUCCACCCAGCACUCCAGCAUGGACCACAGGUCCCCUCCUUGCCAGCUGCUCCAGCUUUACACACCAAAGACUCAGCAUCACUCAGACACUCAUCCCAAAGGGACACCACACUUGCAGGUAUCUCCAGGUACCAACAUGGAUCCCUUCCCCUUGUGAUAACCCUGCCCAUACCUGGAGUCCCCUACUUGCCAGCUGCUCUGAAUUACUGCUGCUGGAUACACACCUUCACACCUGGUUUGUGGGGUGUACAGAUCAGCACCCAGGCUGUGAGUGGCUGUCCCACUCCAGCUGUGGACAUGGAGCCUCUCACCGCCCUUGCUCAUGCUGCUCUUGUGGACACCAAGUAUUCCUGCCUCAGUGGCUGUAGGGUGAGUUCCCACUGGGCUCCAGGAGCUCUAACACAGGCUGGGUUUCUGCUCUCCCAAUUCCCCUGUCUGACUUCAGGAGCUGGCCUCAAACCCACACAUAUUGACUGCCCAGUAGCUGGCACUUGUUCCUUGAAGUACACAGAGAGAUUACAGAAAGAUUAAAUAAGCCAGGACUGUGGUGGUCAAGUGUAGAGCUCGGCCAGACCAGCACUAACUGGCCCAGGUUUACACCCAACCAGCCUCUUAAAACCCUUUUCUGUGUAACCCCUCUUGGCUGCUCCCUGUCCCUGCAUAGUUCCUCAACAGCUGGCAUCCCACUGUCUGCAUCCAACAUCCUGGACACUGAGCUUUGCCUCCUUAUCAGUUGCAAAGUCCUUGGGAGCUUGUCAGUGGUGUGGGAUUCCAUUUGUUUCUGGUUAUUUGCCCUGUUACUGCUAAUUGGUUUUAUGACUGUGUCUUCCAUUACUUCUCUACUGUAAAAAUAAAUCUUCUCAGCCUCACACAUCCUUA
This is a messenger RNA of Catharus ustulatus (Swainson's thrush), 4639 nucleotides long. RefSeq names its product short chain dehydrogenase/reductase family 39U member 1 (gene SDR39U1). Bases 105 to 1091 code for a protein of 328 amino acids. The transcript is spliced from 5 exons. NCBI's taxonomy places the organism in Eukaryota, Metazoa, Chordata, Aves, Passeriformes, Turdidae. The record is from RefSeq and is a predicted model, not a curated record.